AGGUACCCGUUAUGGUGCCAAUCUGCGUAAGCAGAUUAAGAAGAUGGAGGUGAGUCAACACAACAAGUACUUUUAUGCGUGGAAAUGCUUCUUCUGCUCUAUGUUCUGAGUAUUUCAACAGCAAACCCUAUGCGUGCGAUCCAUCAACUUUUCCAAUAUAUCCACCUAACAAAGAAAUUGAUGCAAAAGGUCGUGAUGAUGCUAGAAGUAAUACUUCAGAGAUGAACGAUUUGAAAGCUGGGGCAGAGCUGCUUGAUAUUAUUCUUUCAAAGCUUCAGCAUAAUUUGAGAGAGGGGAAACAUACUUGGGUUGCACCAAUACGGAUUUCCGGCUACUCUUGCUUUCCUCAUUGUCUAUUUGGGUUUUCAGCCACAAAGCUCUGUUGCUGCUGCUGCUGCUCACUCUGCUCUGCUGCUGCUGCUGCUGCUGCUUAAUCUGCCCACUCUGCAAGAAAGCAUGCAAUUCUGGUUCAACCUGCAUCAAGAACUUAGGAAGCAUGCAUUAUGUUCUAGAGUAAAUUAUUUGCAUAUUCAAUUAUUUGUUAAUCAUGCUGUCAUUUGGUUGAUUGCAAGCUUUGCUCUGAAAAAAGUUGUAGAGUGUUUUUCGAAGAGUUUGAAGUUCAUAAAUAGGGUUAAUGAUGAAAUUUUGGAAUUUAUAUUUUGGUACUAAGAUUUAGAUUCUUUGUCAUGUAAACGUAUGAUUACUCUGUUUCACUAUUUAGAUGUAUAACCUUAAUUUUUUAAAAUACGAACUUUGUGAACA
Molecule: messenger RNA, 762 nt
Organism: Spinacia oleracea (spinach)
Lineage: Eukaryota; Viridiplantae; Streptophyta; Magnoliopsida; Caryophyllales; Amaranthaceae
Exons: 5
Coding region: 75-434 (119 amino acids)
Source: RefSeq, a predicted model, not a curated record